CCUUGCUUUACGGAGAGAAAGGGCGAGAUGGAAGGAUAUGUGUGUGGGCAAGGCUGAAAAGUCCUGGCGGGGUUCAAGCUAUACAGAGGCGUCGACGGAACGCAACACAUAUACUACAGGUACACCCACUUUGGCACACAUGAACUGUACAGAUCGGAGACAAUUGUCGUCUCUACAAUCGAAAAACGAGAUCAUACAUCACCAGCACAGCUAAGCUUCUCACAGUGCUGAUCCAUUCAGUGCCUCCAUGGUCACUUAGACCGGCCUGAUGGCGCUCUUCCGUAGUAGUUGCCUGUAGUAGUCUCGUGUAGUAGUUGGCAGUGGCGCCAAGAGGGAGUCGAGGGCAGGACAUAUCCGCAGCGCCGACACGAUGCACCUGCGCACAUACACACGCAGAGAGGCUGUCGACCGCUGGGUGUGUUGUGUUGGAAGCUGGCUGUGCACUUGCAUACAUGUCUGUGUGGUGUUGUAGGGUGACGAUGAGUUUCCGCCGGUGGACGGGGAUGAUCACCGCCUCAUAAAGCUGAACCAACACUACACGCACCGCACAGCAACAACACACCACAUGCUUCCCUCCCUCCUGCGUUCCGUUUGGUCCCUGAAAGUACUGUACUGCAAACUUACUGUCUUUGUCCACCGUAUCCAUCGGCGCAUGCGAUAACCUCUGCAUUGAUUGACACAUCGCAUAUAUCAUGUGAUGUGUCUGUCAAUCGAUUGAGAUCAUAUGAUGUGUCUGUCAAUCGAUUGAGUGCCGACUGGCUGACCUUGUCUCCAAAGGGCAGGCUCAUGACAAAGAAGAGGGGCAGGGUCCACACAUUGAGAAAAAACCACCACAAAAACCACAACUGAACAACAGCAGGCGAAGAAGAACAGCCCUUGGUAUGGACAGUCGAUCUUUUUCGCCAUUGUCCAUCCUGCUGGCCUACCGAUGUGCGAUAUCGAAAGCCGAACACGAAGGUGAGAGCCUUGGCCACGGAUAAUACUGAGAGCGCAUGCAAGCAGCAAGGAAUAACACCCACUGCGUCUGCUGCGCUGCGGCAGGUAGGUAGCUCUGGUGCUUACAUGUCACUUUGCCAACGAACAAAUUCACGGGAUCACGCACUAUGGGCUUGGGGUACCGGUGAAUGCCGUCGAGAAAACCCCAGACAUUGGUCACCAAGGCAAGCAGGAUGUAGAAGCCACUCGUGAACCCCAACAGCCACAUUGUCACCUCCACCGCACACAGGACCUGACGGCAGGCAGCAACCAUCAAGGCAUUGCAAGGAAUGGGGAGAGUCGGCUUGGUGUCUUCGCGUUCGGCUGCGUACCCACACGAGGUAGGUGAGCACCCGCUUGAUGUCAUCGAUGUCGGCCUUGUCGAGAAAACAGCCAUACCUGAACAGGAAGCAAAGCAAAACAAAGCUCUUUGACAAUGAGUCCAUCCAUCCAUCGGGCUGACUGCCUGACUGACUGACAGCCAUACCAAUACAAACCACCAGCUGAACAGGCAAAGACACGUACACCCACAUGCAUCAACUUCAUCUGCUAUCUUUUGUUGCUCACCGAUGAGCCCGACGAUGACGAAUGCGCCCAGCAGAUAAGAGAAGGCGGCACUCAGCGCCCACCAAAUCGCGCUCAUUGCAGACCUUCGAUCACGUACUCCUUGCCUCUCGAAACGCGCAGCUUGAUUCGACUCUGGGCGGCAAAUCAGCUGCGUAGAUGCCGGAGGAGGAAGCACCUCUUCGCAGCUUUG
Vitrella brassicaformis is the source of this 1732-nucleotide messenger RNA. The record is from the annotation of a GenBank genome assembly. NCBI's taxonomy places the organism in Eukaryota, Vitrellaceae.